UAUGGCAGAGCAUAAGACGUGAAACUUCAUGUCGAACAUCUAAUCACGCCACGUGCAUAUCUAUCCUACUUUCACAUGCUUUCGACGAAACUGGUCGCUGGUUUUGGUCAUUUUUAUUGGGCGACAGCACAUGCCUCGCAGAAAGUGAGCACAAUUAAAGUUACGCAGCCACACUCGCAGAAAAUUUUGCUGCAUUCCACGUACGCCAGCCUAGAAUAUGGAAGUCACAGAAUCAACUGGGUGCAGACAAGCUUAGCAGUAAUUUACGGAUUACUGGCAGUCAUCGGUGUCCUUUCAAAUGUCCUUGUGGCUUAUAUUCUGUUGUUUAUUCGUCGAAGAACUUUGUCAAACAUCACCAACAUAUUUGUGCUGGUACUAGCAUUAUCGGACAUACUGCUCUGUGGUUUCAACAUGCCUGUGCAAAUGUAUUACGAACUGAAAGAAUCUGCUCCGUUGAACUCGGCUGCGUGUAAAAUAAUGUUUUCCAUUUUUGGGAUUCCCAUGCACAUUUCAUGCUUGAUAAUUUUGUUGAUUGCAUGUGACCGAUAUCAGAUUAUCAUAUAUCCCCUGUACCCGAGGAUGUCUCCACGAAUGGCGCUGAUCCUCGUGGCUGUUGUUGUCGCAAUCAGUGUUGGAAAUAGUUUGCCAGUGGCUGUUUACAGUACAGUAAUUACCGUAGUCCAUCAUCCAAACAUAUCAGAACGCGUGAGUCACGAUCAUGCUUCGCCAUCUACUCAGCGUGGUAAACUACUCUCUACCGAAUCUCACAUUUAUUGUGUUGAACAGUGGACAAAUACGACCGCCAGGUUAAUUUAUUCAUUCGCAACAUUUCUGUUACACUUUUUUGUCCCGCUUGCUCUGACUGCUUGUCUGUAUGGCCAUAUAUUUUGUCGACUCCACGAACGCCGGUUUCAUCGAGGAGCAUUGGAAAGAAAGCGACGAACAAAUAAGAUACUCAUCCGAAUAGUUGUAUGUUUUGUCAUCUGUUGGACUCCAUGGGCCUGCUUCUCACUGUGGCUGGAGCUACAUGCAUAUUUCGUACAAACCUCGUCGGUAGCUCGAAACAUGAAUAGCCUGACCAGUUCGGCUGGUAUGGAGACUUCUUUAGUUGACAUACUCUCGUUGUCAAUUAUUUCUAAACGAAUGGCAAGGGAAACUCUCUGGUACACGGCGACAAGUGAUAGCUCAUCAACUUUAUCUUCACCAGAAAUGCUAAACGUUUACAACGCUGAGAGCGAAGUUCAGAGGGGACAUGCACCGACAGCUCCAAGUGCACGAGAGUGGUCCAAGAAGCUAUCAGACGACUUCCCAAUAUUUGGACUAUCUACUCUGGAAAACCAUACAAGAGUGAUUGACUUAUGUUUGAAGCUUUUUGCAAUGGGCUCCGGAUGCAUUAAUCCUUGGCUGUAUGGUUGGUUUAACAAGUUUUUCCUCUCCAUCUUGAAAAUGUUCUGGAAGAGGGCUAUACACAAAACCGACUGGAUAAUGAAAAUAAAGGAGGUUAUUGGUCGGGCUAGGUAUGUCCGCUGGAGACUUGUGCCGCAACAGAGUGUGCCCAUUUAUGAAAAACGUUCGACAGAUUUCGAUUCGAAUAUUCACAGUGGGAAUGGAAAUCAGAGAAUCCAUUACGAAUCCUACACGUCCAAAUUACGCAGCCGCACAUGCUAUUGUUGUGGGGCGUACUGUACCUGUAGUUUUUUCUAUAGACCGCGUUUGUUACUACCAAAUGAUGUUCAAAACAAGAUAGAAGAGUCGUUUGCCGGACGCGCAAAGAAUUUUGAUCAUUCUAACAAGGAUAGUUCAAACAAAGAUUCAGCCAAGAAAACCGACAGUUGUGAGAGAUGUGCAGCUACUGGUGGACUUACUGGUAGCGGAUCGAAGACAUCUCAGUCUGGUAGCGCAAAACACAAGGGAUCACGUCACUCCGGUGAUAUUUUAAUAACCCCUGUCAAUGGCCAGUUAGUUGAAGGCGACGCAAAGUUCGAUGUUUCACAAUCAACAAAUAACAACGGAAGCAAACGUGAAAUCGAAUUCGGUGGCUACAAGCGCUUCGGUAGAAGAUUUUCGCCUCGCUUCAGUGGGUCAUCCACAGGCACAUUUAGCUAUUUAGAUCCUUCGACAAAACAAACGAGCCUGAAUCCGUCUUCAGCAUUUACCCCCACCCCACGUGGAUCUUUUCAGAGAUCAACAGAACAGAAUUCGUUUUCAAAACUAGAUAUUCCAACAAUGCCAAAAUUCAACUCACCAACCACGGGCAAUUUCGGAUAUCCGCACGAACUUGAUCUAUCGUCAGCACUGAAAUAUUCUUGGAAUAAAGACAACCGAAUUAACAUCAAUUCAAGAAACUCGAUUCAUCAGCCACACUCCAUUUUCUAUGAAAAUCAAGAAGAUCCGAGUGAUUCAGGUGAUAAUCAUGUCAUUACAAUAUUUUGCCCGCAACUUCAACCAGAACCACGGCCGAUGGAACUGCUCACAGUCCAUGAGCAGUCCGAUUCUCCCUCAAACCAAUCUACAAUCCAAACUGAAGAACCCACACGAGAGGUCAUUCAGAUAAGUGUCCACACCGCAGAAAAUAACACCGAAACGGGUUUAUGUUUCCAUAAUCGCCAGAUGUUCCCGCUCGCGAACAGCGAACUAACAGCCGACAAAAUUCCGAGCAUUGCUUCUGAUGCUGCUACAUCCGGUCAGUUUGCUAAGGAAAUUCCAUUUGUAGAUGAUGAAUCAGAUGACACGCCUAAUGAAUUACCAAACAUCACACCCGAUCAACCAUGUGAUUCGGGAAAACCUCCCCUGAUAACGGAAAUUGCGAAAGAAGUGGACGUCAGUAACCAAGUUUCACCAACACACAGACCAUCGGCUGAAAAUCUCCAGGAGCUUCAAAAGCAGACCGCCUGUUUAAUCAAAACAACAGAGGCAGAGUCAAGUCCAAAUAAAGCGAAUACCAUCAUGAAGAAUAAACGUAGAUUUAGUAUUUAUCCCGGAUUUACGUUUCAGUAUCAACAUAGAACAGGUUCCGGGAAAACUCUGUCCGAGAUACCGCGGCGAAUGACCUUAAAGGAAUCUCGGCGUAGAGGGAGUGUUCGCCAUUUACGAGAAGAAGUGCAAAAGUUUGCUGAAAGACAGUAUGCUGCCGCGCAGGUCAAAAAGAAAUUACUCCCAUUUCCCGAAUCAAAUUCGAAUGAAUCAUCAGAUGUGGACGAUUUUGCUCAAAUAAGUCGCCUCGUAGCUCGCGAAGCGCUUCUUGAACGGCAAGCAAGAGUUCGAGCACAUAGUCUUGGGGCUACACUUGACGGUGACGUUGCUAAGAGUCGCAUUCGUCAUAGCAUUGGAAGACACUAA
Opisthorchis viverrini is the source of this 3339-nucleotide messenger RNA. RefSeq lists its product as hypothetical. Lineage: Eukaryota; Metazoa; Platyhelminthes; Trematoda; Opisthorchiida; Opisthorchiidae. Bases 76 to 3339 code for a protein of 1087 amino acids. Gene Ontology annotation, cellular component: membrane. The transcript is spliced from 2 exons. Gene Ontology annotation, biological process: G protein-coupled receptor signaling pathway. The record is from RefSeq and is a predicted model, not a curated record. Gene Ontology annotation, molecular function: G protein-coupled receptor activity.